GGCUACAGUGUCUGAUAUCAACAGGCCCUCGAGACACGUCCCGUUCACACCGCGAGGUAACCACGGGAGAGUGAUGGUGCUCCCGAACAGUCCGAGGAGCGGAAUUACAAUUUCUCAGCUGCCAUUCAAACACACAGAGACUCCACAGAGAGGAGGAGGCGGAGAGGACGCCUCCGUGCACCCAGCCAUUCAUCAAUCCGCUCAGUAAUCGCUCUCCGCCGCCCGGACCUCCCGCGCGAGCCUCGAUACCAGCCAGCGCGGAGGCGCGAGACAAACACCACAAGCAUCGGAGGCAGCGGCGGCCGUGAACAACGGUCGCACGCGCAUACCGGUGAGAGGGGGGGGGGGGGGCAGCUGUGGGAAGGACGCUCAGCGUGGAGAGAAAAAAAGAGUCCGUCUGUCAGUGUUAUUCCCCGGUGUGGAUGUAGAGAGAGGAACACCGCAAAACUCUCAUUUUCAGCCUCUGACUGAACGCAUUUUACUGAGGGUCCUCCCUGGUUGCUGAUCUGAAGCUCUGGUCCUCAUCUCUGGCCGGGGUGGACAGACUCCUCAGUGAAGAGCACCAUGACCCAGGAGGGGCAGGCUCUGCCCUCUCCCACCCCACCAGAGAGCCAAGUGGAGCCCAAUACAGCCACAACCGACCCACCCACAGAGACACACAGCCAGGCAGAGCUGGACAAGCUGGGGGCCGUGGACAAGGACAAGAUAGAGGAGGGGAAACAACAAGAGAUCAGAGAGGGAGAGGAGGAGGCACAGGGGGAGACACACAGGGAAGGAGAGGGGAGGGGAGAAGUAAAGGAUGAGGGAGGAGAGAAUGAGUUGAAAGAGGAGAGGGGAGAUGAGGAUCAACAGACAGAUGGAGGGGCGAAAGAAGAGAGGGAGGGGACGAGAGGGGAAGGAUGUAUAAAUGUGGAGUUAAGCUCAAUGGGGGAGGAGGCAACACAUGAGGCAGAGGGGAUGAAAGAGGAAAAAGAAGAAGAAGAAGAAGAAGAAGAAGAAGGGAAGGAAAAAGAAGAGAUGCAACCGUCUACAGAGGAGGAGGCAACUCACCCUCAACAAGCUGGGCGACAAAUGGCAAAUGGCAUAGGUGGGAAUGAUGACGACGAGGAAGCAGGUGAGGAGGACGAGGGAGGAGAUGAGGGGGGGACUCAUACACACUUGGACACUUUCAGCUCUAACUUUGAGACAACUGUAGAACAGGCCGACAUAGAGGUGGAAGAAGAGGACGAAGAGGUCCAGAAAGAAGGAGAAGGGAGAGAAAACCAUGACAGCUUCAGCUCGGCGUUUGAGCAGAUUGUUGAGCAGGUUGGAGUUCAGGAUGAGGAAGAUGAGGAAGACGAGAGGGAGUUGGAGGAGGAGAGGGAGAAGGUUAGGGUGGACAACAAAGACGGCUUCAGCUCCACGUUCGAGCGCAUCGUGGAGUCUGCCCUGCUGAGGGGCGGGACCUGCUACAGCAGCCUGGACUCUCUGGACGUGCUGUCACUCACAGAUGAGACAGACAGCUGCGUCAGCUUUGAGGCACCACUGACGCCGCUCAUCCAACAGAGGGCGCUGUUACAGGGUCCUGAACCCCUGGAGCUGGAGCUGGAAACCGUUCAGGAGCAAGAAGGGGCUGAGGCCGGAGCAGACUCCCCAGGUGACCUCAUGGCUGGGGAAAACUGUGGAGCUGGAGCUGUCGCUGGAGUAGGAGGAAGCCCGCUGAGGACCACCAUACCAGGGAGCAGGUCAGAGUUUGUGCUGAGCCAGACCGGACGCUGGGCCAUCCCUAAUGGAUACCACACAGACUCCCAGAGAGCCAUGGAAGGUUGUGGAGCCAUGAUCAACUCUGUCAGUGAUGCCAACCUCACAGACGUGCUGUCUGACUCAGAGGAGUGUGAUUUGGGCAGUCUGGAGCGUUUGGAGCGCGGCAGCACCGACACGCUGGCCAAUGGCUGCCGAGCUGACUGUGAGGCCGCCAAGAGGCUGGCCAAGCGCCUUUAUCACCUCGAGGGCUUCAAACGCUGCGACGUGGCCAGACACCUGGGCAAGAAUAACGAGUUCAGCCAGUUGGUGGCAUCGGAGUACCUGAGCUUCUUUGAUUUCUCCGGCCUGUCGCUGGAUCGAGCACUGAGGAACUUCUUGAAGGCCUUUCCCCUGAUGGGAGAGACACAGGAGAGGGAGAGGAUCCUCGUACACUUCUCCAGUCGCUUCUGCAACUGCAACCCACAGACACUCACCUCUGAAGGUCCCAGCCACGAGGAGGAUGAUGGGGAUGACAAUGAUGAUGGAGCCCACACAUUAACCUGCGCCCUCAUGCUGCUCAACACCGAUCUACACGGACACGUGAACAUCGGGAAGAAGAUGUCUUGCCAGCAGUUUAUCAGCAAUCUAGACGGCCUCAACAGUGGCAAAGACUACCCUAAAGACUUAUUAAAGGUGUUGUAUAACUCCAUCAAGAAUGAGAAGCUGGAGUGGGCAGUUGACGAGGAGGAGCUGAGGAAGAGUCUGUCAGAGCUGGUGGAGGAGCAGUGUGAGGGCGGGAAUAAGCGUGUUGCCAGGGUAACGGAUGGCCAUAAUCCUUUCAUCGCCAUUCCCAUUCUCCUAAACGCCGUCACCUACAAACACGGAGUGCUGACCCGCAAGAGCCAUGCUGACAUGGAUGGCAAACGCACCCCGAGGGGUCGCCGCGGUUGGAAGAAGUUCUAUGCGGUUCUGAAGGGGAUGAUCUUAUAUCUCCAGAAGGAUGAGUACAAGCCUGACGCUGACAUUUCAGAGGUGGAUCUGAAGAACGCAGUGCGGAUCCACCACGCUUUAGCCACUCGUGCCACCGACUACAGCAAGAGAGCCAACGUAAUGAAGCUCAAAACCUCCGACUGGAGAGUCUUCCUGCUGCACGCCUCUAGUGAGGAGGAGAUGAUGUCUUGGAUCUUCCGGAUAAACCUGGUGGCCGCGCUGUUCUCCGCUCCAGCCUUCCCCGCCGCCAUCGGCUCCAUGAAGAAAUUCUGCCGGCCCAUCCUGCCAUCUUCAUCCACCAGACUCAAACAGGAUGAGCAGCUGCUGAGUCACGAGAGCAAGCUGAAGCAGAUGAGCCUGGAGCUGGAGGAGCACCGGAAAAACUCGCCCUCAGUUGACCCCAAAAGCCGCGAGUGGGAGGAGUCCCGGCUCAAAGAGCACUACCUCACGUACGAGAAGACUCGGUAUGAGACGUACAUCAGCCUCAUGCAGGCCAAAAUCCGCGCAGAGACGGACGACCUUGAGAAGAUCGAGGCCAGCGUGAUGGGUGGCCUGAUCAUGGAGGGUGGCCUGGCCGGCCGCGAGUGCCACCUCCGCAAGACGCAGUCCUCCCCGGCCAUCAGUCAGGCUCACGGCGGGCUGAAUGGCAGGGCCGCCGGAUGCACUGCCCCGGGACAGAGGAGCUGAGGGGAGGACGGAGGAUCACAGCCCACAAAGCAACAUCCCUCCAAACCAAACUAGCUUAAUCCUCCAACUUUUUACUGGCUUUUUCUGUUAGUAUUUUGUGUUUUGGGCUCCUCCGUUCUUCCUGUUGUACUUACAGUAAGAAAGUGGGCAGCAACAGGAGAAAUGACACGAUCUUUCCCAGAAUUGAUCAACCCUGGUGAUAAGUUUCUGUCCUUGAGCAAUAGAUGAAGAAGAUGAAGAGCCUGUGACCCUGCCAAACCUCAGUCCUUUGAACUGUUAUUAUUGCACAUUAAAAUGAUCAUAACUGUGAUCACUAUUUAUAACAUCAUCAGUAUUAUUUUUGAAAUGACACUCAGAGCGCUGUCUUUAGUUGAAAUGUGUUUUUUAGUUGUGAGCAGAGCUUUGAGUCAUUUAUAAUGUAUUAGUUGAAGGCCAGUAAGAGAACAAAGAAGGAGAGACUGGUUUGUCCUCCCUGUCCUGUCCUCGUCCUGCAGUCAGGCAGGGAUCAGAUGGACAUGGUACUACUGUAGCAUUUUGGCCUUUUUGUUUCUCCACUCAUGUUUACACACCCAGCUACUCACAGGCGUGUGUAUGGACCUACAGUGUGUGAAGAUACAACAUAUCUGUCCCUGAGUUACAAAAACUCUCAAAAGAACUUCUCAGAAGGAUCAAGUCCCUGCCAUGUAUAGCAUAUUUAUUUAUUUAUUUAAUUCUCCAAACCUUUAUUCGCCCGGGGAAGGGUUUACACCGAGCAUGCUCGCUCUUUUUUUUUUUGCGAUUUCCAUGUUGACAUUCGUACAGCUACAUACAUUUGUAAGUGUAAAGGAGCUGCCAAGUGGAACUACCGUGGUUUGAACUGUUCACUAAGCUGCUUCGCCAGAGGAACUGGAGGUUGAGUGCCUUACUCAAGGGCACCUUGACACUAGAUGUCGAGGGAUUUAGAGAGUGUGAGUCAGUCACUUGUCAGAGAGAUCACAAGUAUGUGUGUGUGAUUUUUAAGCUGCCGCUACCCCAAAUACUGACAUGCAUUCAAUUAUUCUGUUUGUUAUUCUAACAAGUCUGAAGAGGAUCACGGUCUGUGACUGAAUGAAAGCACUGUGCCAUGUUUGGUUUUAUCCCGCAAACUCCUCUCGUAUCACGACAGAGUUCACCGAGUUGAUAUGUAACAAUAAACGGUUGGGUGUGAGCUUUCUGAAGAUCGAAGUGAAGGGCAGCACAGGAAAGUGUGGGCGGGAGGCACACUGUAUGAGUGGGUCAGCUGCUGUAUGUGCAUGUGCUUUGGCUCUUUUUUUAAGCGGUUCCCAGUUGAGAUGCUGAAGCUGUCAGCAACAGGAAGUAAAUAUACUGUAGCAGGGUCAUGUGUUUCUAUGAAGAAUGUUAUCGAGCAUGUUUGGUGAUAAAUAAUCCAAUGGCCCUCUGCUGAAUAAGACUGUCGUCACAAUCGGGCCUGGAGCUCUCAAAAGCAUCUUCUGCACAAAGGCAGGCAUCAUCCUUUCUACAGAGCGUACCCUAUCCUCCCUUUGUAGUGGGCCUCCACGGUGAACAAACAAGUUGAAAAGUCUUGAUGAAUUAUAUGAGGACUGCGUUUAACUACAAACUCUCACACAACUCGUGCAGUAGAAUCCAAGUCUUAUUUACGCUCACUACUUCCCAAACACAUGCGUUUUCACUAAAACCUUACUAUUUAAAACACUUAAGCAUUAACAGUCUCACUCUUGCGCAGGCGUGCUGCUCGUCCGUUGGAGUCCAAGGUGUAUUAAAUACUAAAGUUUUAGUGCUUAAAAUAUUCCUUUAAAUGUAACCAAUCUCUGAUUUACAACAUGGACCUAUCAGAGCUUGCGCUGCCUCAUUUUUCGGCAUUUACUGGUGUGUUCUUUCCACUGCCAUCCUUGCUAACAGUUGAAGAUACUUUUGGGAAAGCAGGCUCUGGCCGAUCUUAGACAGAGAGCGGCUGAGUGGAGAGUGUAGCCGCAGGACUGCUCCAGCUUAAUGUGCUUAAAGUACAGAAACCAGUCGGCGUACUGGAAUGGAGAGGGGAACAGCAGCAAAACAAACUCCACCAGCAGAGUAGCCAUCAAAACAUCCUCCACAUGGGGGAGGAGGAGGAGAAAAGACUUGUUUUCUAAGAAGAAGAGAUUGCUUUGGUUUUCUAAGUAAGGCCUUCUCUGCAGCCAAGAACAGACAUCUAGCACAUGUGUUUCCAAAUAGAGGAACACAACAUUUUAAGCCUGUUUCUCAUGGAAGGAGGACUUGCGUAAAGUCGUGAUGUGGUGGGAGGGGUGGCGGUAUUGCUGUUUGUGAGCACCUUAAUUGAUCCCAGACACACACACACACACACACCUUUUCUCUUUCUACGUAAUUUGCGUAUGACACAACUGUAGAUCAGUGAGCUUAGUGCCCCCUCACUCAGAAGCAUGUUGACACAACCAGAGCUGUGGAUAUCGACAGGAUGUGAUAUCUUUGGCUCUGGACACAGCGCUUCUGUUGCUUCGUAUAUCAUAUUAAUAGUGACUGAUAGGAUCUGAGAUCUUUUUGGGACUUGGCUGGAAACCUGGAAUCACAGCUGGAAUCCUUGUACAGACCAAAAUGCUGAAGCGGAGCUCAGUUUUCAGAGAGGAAGUACCAUUUUAUAAAGCUGUAUUGUUAGGAUAAAUAACUGCUUUCUUACAGGGAGACUUCCCCUUAUAGUCACUUUGGCUGUCGUGCUAACCAUUGUUUCCCAAUGUUCUAGGGUAGGCCUGUGCUGUAAUAUAGGAUUGUGACAAAAAAAUAUUUGUUGAUUGUUAUGUUUUAUUUAAAAAAUGACAACUUCGGCACUUUGAUGUCAGCAUUGGAUCUGUCUUUUUGUUUGUUUUGUUUGUAUAUUGGAACUGUUUUUUGACACAAUGCUUAUACUAUGUAAAGGACAUAUUUACUGAAUAUUUAGUCUGUGCUUCAUAAAGUAAGCUUUUAUACAAGUGA
Molecule: messenger RNA, 6360 nt
Organism: Cottoperca gobio
Lineage: Eukaryota; Metazoa; Chordata; Actinopteri; Perciformes; Bovichtidae
Gene: psd2
Product: pleckstrin and Sec7 domain containing 2
Exons: 15
Coding region: 565-3399 (944 amino acids)
Biological process (GO): regulation of ARF protein signal transduction
Molecular function (GO): guanyl-nucleotide exchange factor activity
Source: RefSeq, a predicted model, not a curated record